CCCAUUUUUUUUUCCCCCUCGGCACUGUUUGGAAUGUGAUUUAAAAAUACCACCUAAAGUCGCAGUUUGGGGAAAAGCUUUCUGGACGAGGAGAAUAGCUCGCAAGCAAGGAAUGGGCUAGUAUUAGAAACCUGUACCAACAGCAGGCCAGACUCAAAUAUCAGCUAUGGCAACCCAUGCAUGAAGUUGAUGCCUUUGAACUAUUUCCUAUAGAUGAGAGACAUAGCACAUGCUGUGCUGUCUUCCACUGGGACAGAGGUGAAACUUCGACAGACCGCGUUUGUUGAGCACUGGUGCCCAGAUUUGCAGCUCUCCCCAGGAAGACCUCAGAACAAUUACGAGUGUGUCACCUGGACAAAAUGUAAAACUUCGCUGUCAGACUAUCCCAUCCCUGGUAUUUAUGAGCCGCCAUUUCUUGUAUUAUUUUGGUGAACCUACUCUGGAUGUGAAGAUUGCCUUUUGUCAGGGAUUUGGGAAACAAGUGGAUGUGUCAUAUAUUGCCAAACAUUACAACAUGAGCAAAAGCAAAGUUGACAACCAGUUCUACAGCGUGGAAGUUGGUGACUCGACCUUCACAGUCCUCAAACGCUACCAGAACUUGAAACCUAUUGGCUCUGGGGCUCAGGGAAUAGUUUGUGCUGCAUAUGAUGCCGUCCUUGACAGGAACGUGGCCAUUAAGAAGCUCAGCAGACCAUUUCAGAACCAAACUCAUGCCAAGCGAGCUUACAGGGAGCUGGUCCUCAUGAAGUGUGUGAAUCACAAAAAUAUUAUCAGUUUAUUAAAUGUCUUCACACCACAGAAAUCUCUGGAGGAGUUCCAGGAUGUCUACCUGGUAAUGGAGUUAAUGGAUGCCAACCUGUGCCAGGUCAUUCAGAUGGAGCUGGACCAUGAACGAAUGUCUUACCUUCUGUACCAAAUGCUCUGUGGAAUCAAGCAUCUUCACUCUGCAGGGAUUAUUCACAGGGAUUUAAAACCAAGUAACAUUGUAGUAAAAUCUGACUGCACGUUGAAGAUCCUGGAUUUUGGGCUGGCCAGGACUGCAGGCACUAGCUUCAUGAUGACCCCGUACGUGGUGACACGUUACUACCGAGCCCCGGAGGUCAUCCUGGGAAUGGGCUACAAGGAGAACGUGGAUAUAUGGUCUGUGGGAUGCAUUAUGGGAGAAAUGGUUCGCCACAAAAUCCUCUUUCCAGGAAGGGACUAUAUUGAUCAGUGGAAUAAAGUUAUUGAGCAGCUGGGAACGCCCUGUCCGGAAUUCAUGAAGAAGCUGCAGCCGACAGUACGGAACUACGUUGAGAACAGACCCAAGUACGCCGGCCUCACUUUCCCCAAACUUUUUCCAGACUCUCUCUUCCCAGCAGACUCAGAACACAACAAACUCAAAGCCAGCCAAGCCAGGGACCUCUUAUCAAAGAUGCUGGUCAUUGAUCCAGCCAAGAGGAUAUCAGUAGAUGAAGCCUUACAGCAUCCAUACAUUAAUGUCUGGUACGACCCAGCAGAGGUGGAGGCGCCUCCUCCUCAGAUAUAUGAUAAACAGCUGGAUGAAAGGGAACAUACAAUCGAGGAAUGGAAAGAACUCAUCUACAAAGAAGUAAUGAAUUCCGAAGAAAAGACUAAAAAUGGAGUAGUAAAAGGACAGCCUUCUCCUUCAGGUGCAGCAGUGAACAGCAGUGAGAGCCUCCCUCCAUCCUCAUCUGUCAACGACAUCUCAUCCAUGUCCACGGAUCAAACCCUGGCGUCUGACACGGACAGCAGCCUGGAAGCUUCUGCGGGACCCCUCGGUUGUUGCAGGUGACUAGCCGCCUGCCUGCGAAACCCAGCGUUCUUCAGAGGAUGAUGGAACCUAGGAGGGAAACAGUUAUGGGAGCUAAGAGAUGAAAAGAAAGAGAAAUAAAACACAAAGAUUUAAGCGAAACAAAGAAACAAACAA
Sturnus vulgaris (Common starling) is the source of this 1930-nucleotide messenger RNA. RefSeq names its product mitogen-activated protein kinase 10 (gene MAPK10). Gene Ontology annotation, molecular function: MAP kinase activity; ATP binding. Gene Ontology annotation, biological process: protein phosphorylation. The record is from RefSeq and is a predicted model, not a curated record. Lineage: Eukaryota; Metazoa; Chordata; Aves; Passeriformes; Sturnidae.